GCUUCCGCAAAUAGCAAACAAAAAGGGGAAUUCGGCGACAAAAGCAAUAAAGAAGGGCGCGUGGAAACAGCAAUCCCGCCCAAACGGAGGGGGGGGCAGUCGUGUAACUCUCGCUUCGGUUUUACCAACCUACUGUACCGAAGCCCACGUGGGUAA
This is a messenger RNA of Bipolaris victoriae FI3, 156 nucleotides long. RefSeq lists its product as hypothetical. The transcript has a single exon. The record is from RefSeq and is a predicted model, not a curated record. The annotation marks the transcript as partial. Lineage: Eukaryota; Fungi; Ascomycota; Dothideomycetes; Pleosporales; Pleosporaceae.